This is a messenger RNA of Camelina sativa (false flax), 1235 nucleotides long. NCBI's taxonomy places the organism in Eukaryota, Viridiplantae, Streptophyta, Magnoliopsida, Brassicales, Brassicaceae. The record is from RefSeq and is a predicted model, not a curated record.
CCGGUUUAAGUUCGUUCGCCCGCCCUAUCGUCUUUGUAAAAAGAUUCUAACCAGAUUGGGAACAACAUCGACGAAAAUGGCGUACUCAAUUAGUAGUAGUAACGCAUUCAGGUGUAGUUCCGAUACGCUGCGUUUUGAUCCCCGACAACAAUGUAGCAGCAGCCGCCUAAACCCUAAUCCUUCGUCCUCUCUCCUCUCCUUUAAUUUCUCCCCGAUUCUCGCCCGAAAUUUCGUCGGUGCUUCUUCUUCUUCUUCUUCGUCUGUUUCCCGGCGGUGUAUUCGAGUUAGAGCUAAAAUGGCUGCGUCGGAAGGUUCCAUCAACGGAAGCAACAGGAUGCUGGUGUUUGUGCCACCACAUCCGUUGAUCAAACAUUGGAUCUCUGUUCUGAGAAAUGACCAGACCCCUUGUCCUAUUUUCAGGAAUGCAAUGGCUGAACUAGGGAGACUACUCAUGUAUGAAGCAUCACGAGAGUGGCUGCCAACUGUUGUUGGAGAAAUAAUGUCUCCACUUGGUCCUGCUUCUGUUGAAUUCAUUGAUCCUAGAGAGCCUAUUGCGGUUAUUCCGAUAUUGAGAGCUGGUCUUGCUCUUGCAGAACAUGCGUCCUCGGUUUUGCCUGCGAAUAAAGUGUAUCAUUUAGGAGUAAGUAGGGAUGAGAAAACACUUUUGCCGUCAGUGUAUCUUAACAAGUUGCCUGAUGAAUUUCCCAAGAACUCGAGAGUAUUUUUGGUCGACCCAAUGAUUGCCACAGGUGGUACCAUAAUUGCGGCGAUGGAUCUAUUGAAGGAACGUGGUUUGUCUGUUCAGCAAAUCAAAGUGAUUUGUGCGUGUACUGCACCUCCUGGACUGUCGAAGCUUAAUGAGAAAUUCCCUGGGCUUCAUGUAUAUGCUGGAAUGAUCGAUCCUGAAGUCAAUGAACAUGGGUNCAUAAUACCUGGGCUUGGAGACGCUGGAGACCGCAGUUUCGGGACAGAAUGAGCUUUUUUGAUGAAGGUGCUUCUUGUGUAGAGUUUUUAAAACUUUACAGUCAAAAAUCAUUAAGACUAAUUUGGUUUCUUACUUUGCUUAGAUAUAUGUCUUGAUCUCAGGUUACUGAAAGUGUUUUGAUAAAGAGUCAAAGAUUUACAAACAAGAAGAAUCUGAAUUCUCCUCAUUAUUAAGAAACAAAGAACAAAAAACUUGUAAACACAAAUUUUCUUUGGGGAGUAUUAUCGUGAUUUAUGUGUCAUUUUGUCAA